Molecule: messenger RNA, 414 nt
Organism: Arabis nemorensis
Lineage: Eukaryota; Viridiplantae; Streptophyta; Magnoliopsida; Brassicales; Brassicaceae
Source: the annotation of a GenBank genome assembly
AUGGCGUUGAGACUGACAUCGCUAAAACGCGCCGCGAUUGAAUCCCGCCGCAUUUUAGAAACCCGAAGCUUCAGCCACGUGGCGGCUAUGCCUUCGCCCUUGAGCAGCGUCAUCGAUCGACCCAUCGCAAUGCCGCCGCUGAUUUCACCUGAGUUCGAUCAGAAUCAACCGGGUUCGAUCGAUGGAAAGAGCUUCGGAUUCGGGAUGCCUAGUUUUGCUUUCAGCGGAUCCAUGGAGCUGAUGGCUGUGCCCAAGAAGAAGGUUUCUAAGUCCAGGAGAGGGAUAAGAAAUGGGCCAAAGGCUCUUAAGCCUACUCCUGUGAUCAUCCGUUGCAGGAGUUGCGGGAGAGUUAAGCUGCCACAUUUCUUCUGUUGCAGUGGUGACCGGAUGUGGCAGCAGAGAGCAUUACGUUAA